AUGCAUCUCGAACUUGUUCUUGUGGGUCCUGCAGCUCUGACGGCAGCUGCGCCGCUCGACAAGAUCAGCGACAGCUCAAUGCAUCAGGCUCAGGAUACCGACUAUACCAAGUAUGCCGGAUAUCGCCAAUACUACUCUUACGAGCCGCACUCCGCCGCAAUUGGAGCAGAGGCGGUCAAGAUGCAGCAAGUCGUUGAGAACAUGGCCGAUUCUGGCGCAACCGUAACCUCCAUAGCCACUCCCUCGCACGCGCGCUUCGACAGCGACGAUUCAUUGAUAUUGGCCGAGUACGGCCUGCCUGAACUUCGAGCCUCUCCGAACGCGACCGGGACAAGUCCCACGAAUAUCAUGGGCUCUUUCACCGACUUCGACAUGACAUUUGCGCAGAGUCAAGGAUUCGGGUCCAAUUUCGAUGGGGUACAACCAAAGAUAGAAUCUGGAUAUGCGGAUCACAGAGGCAGUAUUGGCAAUAUGAGCGAAGAGGGUAUGAGUGGUGGCGGGAGUGCGCAUCCCAAUCGGAUGAGCAUUGGAAGAAGCCCCGGCCACGACGGAAACAACACCAGUCCCGACAGUGCGCCCACAAUGGGCAUGCUCGCCAUUGGAGACCCCAUGAACGAGGCCUCAGCGCUCGCCAUGAAGCUCAGUGGAAAUGACGGCACAGAUCAUUCGACGACAUCGCGGAGGAGCAAGGACGACGUUCAAGAUCCGCCGCUUUGGAGCGAGAUGAAGACAAAGGCUGGCAAGGAGAGGAAAAGGCUACCACUUGCUUGUAUUGCAUGUCGGAGGAAGAAGAUUCGCUGCUCAGGCGAAAAGCCAGCCUGCAAACAUUGCCUGAGGAGUCGGAUACCCUGUGUUUACAAGGUUACCACUAGGAAGGCAGCACCGAGAACGGACUAUAUGGCUAUGCUGGAUAAAAGGCUGAAGCGCAUGGAGGAUCGUGUAAUCAAGCUGAUACCGAAAGAAAGCUUACCCUCUGUUGCGAAUGUGGGCAGAUCCGUCGUUAAGCCCGCUAUCCCCGGCGCCCCACCCAAAACACCCACCACGAAGAAGCGCGCCGCAGAAGAAGCAUUUGGCAACGAACUGGACGAAUGGUCGAAGACAAAAGGCGCAGAUCCGGACACGGCCGGCUCGACAUCGCAUGGCAAGGAAUCUGAUGAGAGCAAACUUCUGACAGAAGGGGCGGAAAGCUUGCCGUCGAAAGAAAUACAAGAGCAUUUGGCUGAGGUGUAUUUUGACUAUGUAUAUGGUCAAAGCUAUCCUCUCCUGCACAAGCCGAGCUUCAUGCGAAAAUUAGCAACUGGGAAGGUACCCCCAGUACUAAUACUAGCCAUGUGCGCCAUAUCAGCACGAUUUUCGAACCACCCACAACUACGGACAGAGCCAUGUUUCUUACGGGGCGACAACUGGGCUGAGCGGGCACGAGAGAUCGCGUUGAAGCGGUACGACGCACCGAAUAUCACCAUUUUGAUAGUCUACCUGCUACUCGGACUACAUGAGUUCGGUACUUGUCAAGGUGGACGGAGCUGGAUGUUUGGGGGUAUGGCGCAAAGAAUGGCAUACGCACUACAACUGCACAAGGAAAAUGAAUAUGACCCGCUCGUCAACGAGCCAGACAGGAAGCCCCUGAGCGCUACUGAUCGGGAAAUACGGCGGCGGACUAUGUGGUCUUGCUUCCUCAUGGACCGCUUCAACUCGUCUGGUACCGACCGACCACUCUUCGUACACGAGCAAUACAUUGAAGUGCAACUACCAGUCAAGGAGCAUCUCUACGUACACGAAAUACAUGCGCCAACCGAGAACCUAGAAGGCAACGUGCCGAACCCCGUUCCACCCGACAGUGGUCAAUUGGCAAACCCGCGCGAUAAUAUGGGCGUCUCGGCAUACACCAUACGGUUGGUUUGCAUAUGGGGGAAACUCAUCAAGUACAUGAACUUGGGAGGAAAGGAACGAGAACAAGAACCCAUGUGGUCAACCGAAUCGACUUGGCACACUAUUAAGAAAGAGGCGAAGGACUUUAAAGCGGCAUUGCCUGAGAUGCUCGUCUACAACCCCGAGAACCUCAAAAGUCAUGCUAUUGGAAAGACCGCAAACUCGUUCUUGUAUCUUCAUAUCUUAUGGCAACAGAUCAUGCUGUUCAUGCACAGAUUCGCGUUGCCUUCGACUGCCGGCAGCAGACCUCCGAAGGAUAUGCCACAUGACUUCCUCACAGAGUCCGCACGCUCCGCGCUCGAUGCCGCAAAUCAAAUCUCGAUGCUCAUCAACGAAGCUAUGGAUCACAACGUCGUCGCACCGUUCGCCGGCUAUUCAGCCUUUUUCUCCUCGACUGUACAUGUCCAUGGCGUGUUCUCGAAGAAUCCGAAGUUGGAGGCGCAAUCGAAAAAGUAUUUGGCAUACAAUGUCAAAUACCUGACGAAAAUGAAGAAGUAUUGGGGCAUGUUCCACUACAUUGCAGAAAACCUGAAGGAGCUGUAUCGCCAACAUGCUGAUGCGCAGCUGAAGGGACCGAAUGCAAGCGGUGAUAAAAAGAAGGGUAGUAUCUUUCAGUAUGGCGACUGGUUCGACAGAUACCCGCACGGUGUCUCGAAAACAGACUACGAGGACGCAGCCGAGUCAAAUCCAAAUGAGCCAGGUACUGAUGCUGUCCUGGGACACAAGAGCGAUCUGCAAAGCGUGGAAGAGUUCUUCGCAUCGCUAUCCCCACCGUCCAAAUCCGAUCAACAGCGCAAGCAAGCACGCAAGAACAAAUCGAAGUCCAUCUCAAAACCGGAUCUCGCAGCGUCAAACAACCAAGAUAUGCCACGGCUACAACGGCACAACAGUCACUCCCAGCAGAGCCAUGCUGCCCGCUUACAAGUGCAACAGCAGAUGAAUCAGCUCAACAUGGCCUCACAAGACGCAAUAGACGCCGCUAUCGCCGCUGGCUACGACCCUGCCGCUCUCUUCGCCCAACAACAGCAACAACAUACCUCUCCCCAACAAUUCCUCGCCGACUUCGCAGGCUCCCAUCACGCGCACCAACAACACACGCACCACCCUUCUCUCCCACUCAUUAAUACCUCGCCUACGAUGAUUCACCCCUCGCACGCACACCAGAUGGACCCUACGAAUCUCUCCCCCUUCCCCGAUCUGACUACCGAUUUCAAUAACGCUUUCUGGAAUCUCGAAGCCAUGGGUCUGGGUAACAGCGCCAACAACAACAAUUUCUUCGAUCCGAUGAGCAGUUACUUUGUGCCAUUCAACGUAGAGCCGCCGCCACAACAUAGCCUAGGUGAUGAUGGAGUUUUCGCGGGUCAGGGUGCUGAAGCCUACGGCUUUGCGCUUGGUGCGGGAACGCCCGUGGAUUUGGAUAUGAUGCAUGGUGGUGGAGGGUCAAGGAUGCAUAGGGGGAGUGUUAGUGGGGGACGGUCCGGUUUGGGCAGGAGAGGGACGGGAAUGGAUUGA
Molecule: messenger RNA, 3441 nt
Organism: Alternaria atra
Lineage: Eukaryota; Fungi; Ascomycota; Dothideomycetes; Pleosporales; Pleosporaceae
Exons: 2
Coding region: 1-3441 (1146 amino acids)
Biological process (GO): DNA-templated transcription; regulation of DNA-templated transcription
Cellular component (GO): nucleus
Molecular function (GO): DNA binding; zinc ion binding; DNA-binding transcription factor activity, RNA polymerase II-specific
Source: RefSeq, a predicted model, not a curated record